This is a messenger RNA of Miniopterus natalensis, 2464 nucleotides long. The record is from RefSeq and is a predicted model, not a curated record. Lineage: Eukaryota; Metazoa; Chordata; Mammalia; Chiroptera; Miniopteridae.
GCGCUCAUUUGAGGAUGUAGGCACCGGUCUGAACGAACAUGGGGCUGUAUCAGAGGUGGCGACAGCUCCGGCUCCCAGGGUUACAAGCCUGCGGGCUGCACACGGCGCGUGAGGCAGCUGUGCCCACCCCUCCACACUGGUUGGUAGAGCGGCUUGGCCUUUUUGAGGAGCUAUGGGCUGCUCAGGUCAAGAGGUUGGCAAGCCUGGCACAGAAGGAACGCCGGACUAUUAAGAUAGCACUUUCCGGAGGCCAGAAAGUGGAGGCUGUGGCAUGGAACACAACUCCUUACCAACUAGCCCAGCAGAUCAGUUCAACCCUGGCAAAUACUGCAGUGGCUGCUGAAGUGAAUGGAGAACCUUAUGAUCUGGAGCGGCCUUUGGAGACAGAUGCUGACCUCAGAUUUCUGACAUUUGAUUCUGCAGAGGGGAAAGCAGUGUUCUGGCACUCCAGCAGCCACGUCCUGGGGGCAGCAGCUGAGCAGCUCCUAGGUGCUAUCCUCUGCCGAGGUCCCAGCACAGAAUGUGGCUUCUACCAUGAUUUCUUCCUGGGAAAGGAACGGACUGUCCGGGGCUCAGAGCUGCCUGUUUUGGAGCGAAUUUGCCAGGAACUUGCAGCUGCUGCUCAGCCGUUCCGGAGGCUAGAGGCCUCCCGGGAUCAGCUUCGCCGGCUCUUCAAGGAUAACCCCUUUAAGCUUCGUCUGAUUGAGGACAAAGUGACAGGUCCAACAGCAACAGUGUAUGGGUGUGGCAUGUUGGUUGAUCUUUGCCGGGGCCCCCACCUUCGGCAUACUGGACAGAUUGGAGGACUGAAGCUGCUCACGAACUCGUCAUCCUUAUGGAAGUCUUCAGGUGCCCCAGAGACUCUGCAGAGAGUAUCAGGGAUCUCCUUCCCUACAGCAGAGGGGCUGAGGGCCUGGGAAGAAUGGAGGAAGGAAGCAGAGCUACGGGACCACCGGCGCAUUGGGAAGGAACAGGAGCUCUUCUUCUUCCAUGAACUGAGUCCUGGGAGCUGCUUCUUCCUGCCUCGGGGAACAAGAGUGUAUAAUGCCCUGGUGUCUUUUAUCAGGGCCGAGUACACCCACCGUGGUUUCUCAGAAGUAAAAACGCCCACACUGUUUUCUACAAAACUCUGGGAACUGUCAGGGCACUGGGAGCAUUAUCAGGAAGACAUGUUUGCCCUGCAGUCCCCAGGCUCUGACAAGCCCACCAGCUCCCAGAGUGACCACUCUACCAGCCAUCCCACAGACACACUCGCCCUCAAGCCCAUGAACUGCCCUGCACACUGGGCCGAGGCCUCUGGCAGUCUGGGAGGGCUGACCCGCCUACGCUGCUUCCAGCAGGACGACGCUCACAUCUUCUGUGCACCGGACCAGCUAGAAGCAGAGAUCCGAGGCUGCCUUGAUUUCCUCCGCUCUGUCUAUGCUGUCCUUGGAUUCUCCUUCCGCUUAGCACUGUCUACCCGGCCGUCUGGCUUCCUGGGAGAGCCUUGUCUUUGGGACCAAGCUGAGCAGGUCCUUCACCAGGCCCUGGAAGAAUUUGGAGAACCCUGGGAUUUCAACCCUGGAGAUGGUGCCUUCUAUGGGCCUAAGAUUGACGUGCACCUCCAUGAUGCCCUAGGUCGGCUCCAUCAGUGUGGGACAAUCCAGCUUGACUUCCAGCUGCCCCUGAGAUUUGACCUGCAGUACAAGGGGCAGGCCGGGGCCGUGGAGCGUCCAGUCCUCAUUCACCGAGCGGUCCUGGGUUCUGUGGAAAGGAUGUUGGGAGUGCUGGCAGAGAGCUGUGGGGGAAAAUGGCCGCUGUGGCUGUCCCCAUUCCAGGUGAUGGUCAUCCCUGUGGGGACUGAGCAGGAGGACUAUGCCAGGGAGGCACAGCAGAGCCUGCGGGCUGGAGGACUGGUCGGUGACCUGGACGCUGACUCCAAACUGACCCUUAGCCGGAGAGUCCGCCGGGCUCAGCUCGCCAACUACAAUUUUCAGUUUGUGGUUGGCCAGAAAGAACAGAGCAGGAGGACAGUGAACGUUCGGACUCGAGAUAAUCGUCGACUUGGAGAACGGGACUUGACAGAGGCUGUGGGGCGGCUGCAGGAGCUGCAGAACUCCAGGGUCCCAAAUGCUGAAGAAAUUUUCUGAGCUUUGUAUAUUGAUGUGACAGAGACCUGCAGGAGCCAUCAGCCUGUCUGAACAUGGGAGAGGCCAACCUAACUGAGAGUCUGGAAUACCCAGACCCUUUAGAACUUGUACGGAGGCCUGAACUACUCUCCUGAAGAGAGAUUUGGUCUAGGGGAAGCUACAGCUGUUUGCAUGUGAGGAGAGUGAAACUAAAAAUAAUAAACUUGAAGCCACUGGGGUUGUGUCUUCAUCUCUGACUCCUGAUGGGGAUAAAAAAGGUUUUGACUCUGUCUCCCUCUUUUGUCCCAGGGUAUAGGGGAAAUUGAAAAGGGACAACCCAGGCCUGGCUGGUGUGG